AUAAGUCAACGUCAACUUCCUGUGAUGUAAACGAUAACGAUGGCUCCUGUAUUUACUACCGUCAAACAACUUCUGGAGGAGAAUUCGGAGCAACAGUUCCUGGACGCGGCCAGAAUAUUGAUUAAGUUUGCAGACAAUGUUAUCAACAAUCCAAACGAACCGAAAUAUCGCAAAAUACGGCUUGGAAAUCCGACUGUCGAGUCCAAACUGCUACCGGUAGCCGGCGCUCUGGAGUGCUUGUUUGAGAUGGGAUUUGUUGAAGAUGAAGAAUUCCUUACUCUUCCUGGAAACACAUCUUUGGCAACUAUGAGACAAAUUCAUUCCGAGUUGAAUAAAUAUGUCCAAUCAAUGGAGAAAGUAAAUGGGCCAUCAUCGUCACAGCCUGCAGCUUCACCUCUAACAUCAGUCACCACCAGGGCACCACCUAAUCCACCGCAGAACACUCCAACAUCAGCCACCACCAGGGCACCACCUAAUCCACUGCAGAACACUCCAACAUCAGCCACCACCAGGGCACCACCUAAUCCACUGCAGAACAAGUCUCGGCAACAAAUCACUGAAAUGGAAAGAAAAUUCUUUGCCAAAAUAGAGAACAACCUUAUACAUGUCGUGAUAUAUGAAGACCCUAGACUUCAACAGAAAGCACGGUCCAUAAUCCCAGUGGAGAACUUGAAAACAGAAGCUCAUGUUAAAUUAGAAACCAUAAAGAAAACCGACAGUUCAGCAAUGACAAGUAUAGACUUCCGAGACCUUAUGCUUUUGGAAUUACUCGCUUGGUUCAAGAAUUCUUUCUUCCAUUGGGUUGAUGCACCUAAAUGUGAUAGCUGUGGUGGGGAGACACAGAAUGUCGGGAUGGCAGAACCCACCACAGAUGAAAUCCGUUGGCAGGCCAACAGGGUAGAGCAUUAUAAGUGCAACCGAUGCCAGAGGUUUGUGAGAUUUCCUCGAUACAACCAUCCGGAGAAACUCCUGGAGACUCGCUGUGGACGAUGUGGAGAAUGGGCCAAUUGUUUCACUCUCUGUUGUCGGUCAGUUGGAUUUGAAGCCAGGUAUGUUCUGGAUUGGACUGACCAUGUCUGGACAGAGGUAUACUCCGAGGUUCAGAAAAGAUGGCUGCAUUGUGAUCCGUGUGAGAAUGUCUGUGAUAAGCCCCUUCUCUAUGAAGCAGGAUGGGGCAAAAAACUGACCUAUGUUUUAGCAUUUUCCAAGGAUGAAGUUCAGGAUGUGUCCUGGAGGUACUCAGCUAAGCAUACGGAGAUGCUCAGUAGAAGAAACGAAUGUCGGGAGUCGUGGUUGAUACAGGUCAUCCACAGAUUAUGGAAAGCGAGGGAACCACAGAAUUCCACUCAGAGAAACGAGGAAAUGAAGAACAGGCUGCUGACUGAGCUGGUGGAGUUUAUGUCUCCUAAAUCCGGUGAUGGACAAAAUCUGACAGGAAGGAGCAGUGGAUCGUUAGCUUGGCGACUGGCACGAGGUGAAACAGGGCCCCCAACAUCAUUAAACACUGAGCCCUAUAUAUUUAAACUCAGUGAAGUAGAAAGGAAAUCCAAGGUAUUCCACGUAAAAUACAACUGUGCGAGGGACGAGUAUAUCCGAAUUUCCAAGAAUGGGGAGGUGACAAAAUCGUUUUCAGCAUGUGUAAACAAACAACAGAACGUGUUUAGGAAGGAGGAGAGUGAUUGGAAGAUGGUUUAUCUGGCCAGAUCGGAAGGAUCGACCACCGCCUCUCUUUCCUGGAAAUUCGAUUUUACUGGAAUGGAAAUAGACAAUGUUGAGAUAUGCACGUCCAGUCAAACGUUUGAGAAUGGGGUGAUAUCCUGGCGACUUUGCAGUGAAAACCAGUGUGCCAUAUUAACAGAUGCUGCUGAAGUGAAGUCCUAUAGAGAGCUGUGCGGUGCUGAAGAAAUGACCUUGACAGUCAUGAUGAGUGGAGGGAAAGGAGAUGUUGCUUGGCAACACACGCAGUUGUUUCGUCAGAAGAUGGACAACAUGGAAUUUUACCCUCUGGACAUAAAAGUCUACUUUAAAUAGUUAGAGUCAUUGAAUAAUUAUCACCUCUCAAUGGAGUUGCUGGGGAUGUAAUAACUUACAAGUGUGUGUGCGUCUAUUCAAAAAAGUUGUGGAUACCAUAUAAAGAGUACUAUCUAAGAUACUUGUCUUAAUCCUUGCUUGAAGGUAGGAGAAGAAAAUUUCAGUUGAUAUCUGGAUUUAAAGGUCAUAGUCUGUGAUGAGUACCUGUCUCUUGUUAGCUCACCUGAGCUAAAAGCUCAAGUGAGCUUUUCUGAUCACCCGUAGUCCGGCGUCUGUAAACUUUUAACAUUUUUGACUUCUUCUCAAAAACCACUGGGCCAAUUUCAACCAAAGUUGGCACAAAGCAUCCUUAGGUAAAGGGAAUUCUAAAUUGUAAAAAUAAAGGGCCAGGCCACCUUCCAAGGGGAGAUAAUUAAGAAAAGGUAAAAAUAGAGUAGGGUCAUUCUGACAUAAUGCAGAUUCAAGUUUGUUAAAAUCCUGGCCCCCGGGGGUUGGAUGGGGCCACAAUAGGGGAUCAAAGUUUUACAUACAAAUAUAUAGGGACAAUCUUUAAAAAUCUUCUUCUCAAGAAACAAUGAGCCAGAAAAGCUGAUAUUUACAUGAAAGCUUUCUGACAUAGUGCAGAUUCAAGUUUGUUCAAAUCAUGGCCCCUGGAGGAAGGCUGGGGCCACAAGGAGGGAUCAAAGUUUUAGAUACAAAUAUAUAGGAAAAAUCUUUAAAAAUCUUCUCAAGAACCAUUGGGCCAAAGAAGUUCCCAUUUACAUGACAGCUUUCCGACAUAGUGUAGAUUCAAGUUUGCAAAAACCAUGGCCUCCAGGGGUAGGUUGGGGCCAUAAUAGGGACUACGGUUUUACAUGCAAAUAUAUAUGGAAAGUCUUCUGAUAUGGACCAAGGUGACUCAGGUGAGCGAUGUGGCCCAUGGGCCUCUUGUUUUCUAUAGUUAGCUGUGAAGGAGAAAAAAGAUCCUCGUUAAUUUCUAGGUGUAUCUUACGAUAGACAGUGGAUUAUUGCGGCAUUUUUUAUCCGUAACACUUUGACUGGGUCAUGACUUUUACAUGUCUGAGGAAUAGUCACACUUUGUCGAAAUGUAUCUUAUGGGAAGAAGAUGUGCCGUGACUUUAAUCCAAGGUCAAGGUGAACUAUUGAUGAAAUUUAAAGCAUCGAUAUAUUGCACAGGCAUAUUUUGCAGCACUGGUGUUGCUUGUUUGCAUAGUGUACUUAGCACUUUCAUCAUAUUUUUCAGAUCGAACCUCAACAAAAUUUAAUAACCUCCUGACCUACCAGUUUAAAUUUAAUCACCUCCUACCAGUUUAAAUUUGGGAGAGUGAAAUCUGAUAUGCAUAGUUUUAUGUAAUGUUAUUAUCAGCAUUAAAAUAGGCCAUAUUUAAUUUAAUUUAUAUGUACAAGUGAUAGGUUUGGCAUUUUGUUAUUAAUUUAAUAAGUUAUAAUAGAUGUGAUGUUUAUGACAUUUUGUUUUACGUCAAUUCUUUUACACACACUUCUUUGAUAAUUGUGCAUUAAACAUUGAUUGUUUGCAUUUUAGCUGUAAUAUAAUAAAAAGUUACCAAACAAAAUAUUAAAAGUUUAUGAAUAUGUGAA
Ostrea edulis (European flat oyster) is the source of this 3630-nucleotide messenger RNA. Its product is annotated as peptide-N(4)-(N-acetyl-beta-glucosaminyl)asparagine amidase-like. The record is from RefSeq and is a predicted model, not a curated record. Gene Ontology annotation, cellular component: cytosol; nucleus; cytoplasm. Gene Ontology annotation, molecular function: peptide-N4-(N-acetyl-beta-glucosaminyl)asparagine amidase activity. The transcript has 6 exons. Lineage: Eukaryota; Metazoa; Mollusca; Bivalvia; Ostreida; Ostreidae. Gene Ontology annotation, biological process: protein quality control for misfolded or incompletely synthesized proteins; protein deglycosylation; glycoprotein catabolic process. Bases 40 to 2031 code for a protein of 663 amino acids.